GCUCAUUCAACAUUUUAGAGGGGACUGAAACAAAAAGUUGAAGAAAUGAAGUUGAAUCUUCCUUGGAUAGAAAGGCUCGAUUGUGUUAAUGAUCAAGCACCUUUAGCUCCUGAAAUUGCUGCUCAAAUAUCAACGCAGGAGGAAAGAAGAGAAACUCAGAUGAAAAAUAAUAAGAAGUUGCCGCAAUUUGCACCAAGUGAAGAUCCAGUGUUGAAUGAUUUUAAAAGGGAAAUGCUUUUCUACCGUAGAGCACAAGCUGCAGUAUCAGAAGCUAUUCCCAAAUUGAAAGGCUUGGGAUUGUUGACAAAAAGGCCUGAUGAUUACUUUGCAGAGAUGGCGAAGACAGACGAACACAUGCAAAAAAUUCGGGAACAUUUGAUGAAGAAGCAGGAACAGCAAAAGAGAAGUGAAAGGGUCAAACAACUUCGGCAACAGAGGAAAGAGGGGAAAAUGGUUCAAAUUCAAACGAAACUACAAAGACAGGAAGAAAAGAAAGAAAUGUUGAAUCAGGUUAAGAAAGUUCGAAAGGGGAUGUCUAAAGAUCUUGAUUUUCUUGAUGGUAAAAAAAAUAAAUCUAUUGGAAGAAAAUCUAUGGAAAAGAGGAAAAUGAAAGAUAAAAAGUUUGGCUUUGGUGGAAAAAAAAGCGGCAUGAAAAGUAAUACAAAGGAUAGUGCUGCUGAUAUUAGUGAAUUCAGAAAUCCUGGAAANCAUAAGUAA
Leptinotarsa decemlineata (Colorado potato beetle) is the source of this 717-nucleotide messenger RNA. RefSeq names its product probable rRNA-processing protein EBP2 homolog. NCBI's taxonomy places the organism in Eukaryota, Metazoa, Arthropoda, Insecta, Coleoptera, Chrysomelidae. The record is from RefSeq and is a predicted model, not a curated record.